Messenger RNA from Kwoniella mangroviensis CBS 8507, 1602 nucleotides. RefSeq lists its product as uncharacterized. NCBI's taxonomy places the organism in Eukaryota, Fungi, Basidiomycota, Tremellomycetes, Tremellales, Cryptococcaceae. The record is from RefSeq and is a predicted model, not a curated record. The coding region runs from base 1 to 1602 and encodes 533 amino acids. Gene Ontology annotation, cellular component: COP9 signalosome. The transcript has 8 exons.
AUGUCCUCCUCUUCCUCCUCUUCACGACGUCGGUCCGUGGAAGAUAUGAUCUCGCCUAUGGAUGUGGAUUCUUUCGAUUGGGCAGCUUACGAAGGAACAUAUCAAGGUCGAGCUUUGAUCACCCGCCUAACCCACAUUCCCACACUCCUCUUGACUUCUUCCUCCUCCCAUCCUCCUCCCUAUGCUAUAGCCUUGUCCAAAGCAGCUCUAAAACGAUUGAUACCGCAUAUCAAGAAUGAUACAUGGGAUUAUACCACCUAUUUCCAAAGUGUCCGAUUACUACUCGAUCCCACAUCACUUAAAAAGCCGGAUGAGUCCACGAUGGAUAUCGACGAGAGCGCCGCAUCAGCAGUAGCGGGGGAUGGAGAGGUGGAUAUGGAGUGGAUCGAGAAUGUAAAAGAGCUGGAAAGAAGGGAAAAUACAAGGUUGGAUGUGGAACUGAGAGGGUAUUUGAGUAAUUUGAUUAAAGAGAGUAUAAGACUCACGUACCUCGCUUUCGCACAAAUAUCGAUCAAAGUUGGAAAUUCAUCUUCUGCGAUGAAGAAUUAUGGAGCAGCAAGAGAGUAUAGUACCAGUCCUCAACAUCAUGUAGAUCUAGGUGUUGGGAUCGUAGAGACCCUCCUUGCAUUCAACCUCCCUGCCACACUCCCAGGACACAUCUCAAAGCUCGAAGCAACCCUGGACCGAUUACAUCCUCCACCAACAAGCAGCAAGAACCAGGCUGAAGCUGCCAGUGUGACGGCUUCGGACAUACGAGAAAGAAGGGAGAACGAAUUGAGGAGUCUGUCAGUGAGAAAAAGCGUCAUGGUCAGAAUCAAAAUUGCCAAAGGGCUCGUGGCGCUGUAUAAUCGAGAAUGGGCCAAGGCCGCGAAAGAGUUAUUGGGUGUUCAGGAGGAUUGCGGUGGGCAAGGUGAUUACGAAGGGAAGGCAAUUUCUACCUCUGACAUUGGAUUGAUCGUCACAUUCUGCACAUUAGCAAAUGGAGACAGAGAUCAGAUUAGAAGAGUUCUGUUGGAAAAUCCAAAUUACAAAUCACAGAUUGAUGAUUCGAAUUCAUGGUUGAUUGAUCUGAACAACUCGUUUGUUGAUGCGGAUUAUGGACAGGUCAUGAGAUUGCUUUACAAAUCCGAGCCUAUCCUCCUACUCAAUCCAUUCCUUUCAGCCCAUACUACCACCUUAAUCGACCUUAUCCAGACUAAAUGCAUACUCCAAUAUGUCCAACCCUUCUCCUCUAUCAGGAUCCAAACUAUGGCGAAUUCCUUUGGACUGACAGAAGAGCAGAUAUUGCGUUUGGUAGAGGGUUUGGUGGAAGGGAAAGAGAUCAGAGGAAAGAUAGAUCUUAUAGAUCAUGUGAUUAACAUGACCGAACCGGAUUAUCGAAAUGAAAUGUUCAAAAACGCCUAUCAAGUAGGUAAGAAAGUUAGUGAGGUGACUCAAUCAGCUAUUUUAAGGAUGAAAAUGAUCGAAGCUGGUUUGAUCGUUGACCCACGACCACCUAAAUCUGAGAAACCAGGUUCAGGUGUAGAUGAGAAAGGUCAAUUGGUAUUGGAUGAAGGGUUAGGUGAAGGAUUGGGGAUUGAGCCUGAUUCGUAUCAGGUUUAG